This is a messenger RNA of Fusarium graminearum PH-1, 99 nucleotides long. RefSeq lists its product as uncharacterized. The transcript has 2 exons. Lineage: Eukaryota; Fungi; Ascomycota; Sordariomycetes; Hypocreales; Nectriaceae. The record is from RefSeq and is a predicted model, not a curated record. The coding region runs from base 1 to 99 and encodes 32 amino acids.
AUGGCUGGUGAUCUCGACAUUGGAAAUGACAAAGUCGAGGAUAUCAUCAGCGAGCUGUUGGAAUGGGCCAAGAACAUCUUUCACGGUAGUCUCACUUGA